This is a messenger RNA of Dibothriocephalus latus, 1728 nucleotides long. The record is from the annotation of a GenBank genome assembly. Lineage: Eukaryota; Metazoa; Platyhelminthes; Cestoda; Diphyllobothriidea; Diphyllobothriidae.
CCAUCAAAGUUCGAUACUUGCGUCAGCCGACUUUCGGAUAAUCUCCAACGUGUGGCGGCUUUCCAGGAAUCGUGCAGUAUCGGUGGAGUGCCUGCCGAGAGCGUGGAGCGUCCUGAUAUCAAAUGCCUUCUGAUUCCUGCUGUAUUUGUGGCUGUUCUUAAGCGCUUCAACAUGAAAUUUGUCUUCGUGGACUUUGAGGCCGACAAUGCAGUUGCAGAACUGGCAAUCAAGUUGAAGUGUCCGGUCAUGAGCAGAGAUUCUGACUUUUUCAUAUUCACAAAUUACUGGGAAGAUUGCGGUGGCUACUGUUGUAUUCAACCAAUCCCAUUUGACGCAUCACCGAAGGCCUUCGCAAAAGGGGUAUGUGAGACCUGUGCAGCCCGCGGAAUUUCACAGCAGAAUACCCGAAAGUGUUGCUACUACCUUGAAACAACCUGCUUCAAGCCCGACCAGGGAUCCUUUUCGCGACUAGCCGCCCCCCUCAGACCGGUGUUUGCUGUGCUCUGGGGCAAUGACUAUGCCCCCUCCGGUUACUUUGAUCCCUAUCUUCCGAGUUCGGUCACAAACGCUGUGGACGCAUGUGGGCGUUUCAAUAAACUGGAAAAAAUGCGCAAUCUGAUUUCCUGGUUAUCCAAUUUCGGAUCUAGUCUACAGGAAGCGAUCAAUUAUGUUUUGUCAAGGGUCCCACCAAAUAAGAGGGCAGAAGUUGAAGACAAGUUUUUCAGGGGACUCAGUCUGUACGCCGUAGAUUUAGAGGGCACUGCUGCACGCUACGGGAAGUACCUUGGUCUCUACACCUCCGGAGCUAGUCGACCUAGACCAGACAGCAGAAAUACAAGCAGCUCUUACGAUGAACGCGCACGUCAAGUCCUUCGAGGCCAAGGAGACGCUGAUAAUUAUGAAUUAACUCUCAGCUGGCCUUUAGCCUUGAUAGACUACUUUAGAACACACCCGACCUUGAAGCUGUUUAAUGGCAUCUACAGUUUUGGUUACCUGCGCUGUUCGGAUGUAGAAGACGUGAGGCAGGUAGAAUCAGCCUACGUGUGCGCAAGGCGUCUCAGCCAAAUCAUAUACAGCGUCCUCUUCCAACUGGAAGGGGCUGACAAGUUUGGUCAUCUUCGUGGUCUUCAGGGCGACAGUAAAAACCCGCGGUUCCGCGAAAUUCUACGCAACGAGCACAUGCAAGUGGCAGUGACGGCCGUAAAUCUCCUCAAAUUAGAUCUUGAUUCACCACAACAGAUGCUGAAACUCCACCUUGGUCUGCCAUGGGAGCAAGAUGGAUUGCCAAAUUCCCUGCAUGCUCUGCAACUGAACCUGUUGAUCUUAGAUGAUCUCUCAUCCUCCAGUCGGCUCAACUUUCCUUUUAUGCACACCUACGCCCAGUUGCAAAUAGCCUACGCGACACUGGUCACGCUUGGAGCCGUCCUCACAGGGAUCAUUGCCUCAGAAGGGGAGCGGGAACACGAAGAACUGGGCUCGGUUGACACAGUCAGUUCCUGUUUUCCAUCUGGACGUCUAGUUCAUCGGCUGGCUGUCCGACUUGACCGCCUUGCACAGUCGGACCGAGAGAAGGAGGUUUGUGAAGCCAUCUUUCCUCGACUGCUGGAAAGAACCUCGAGGAGGACGGGCAGUGUUCAGCCUUUGUCACAGGCAGUUCUUUCCCAGGUCAUUUCAACUUUCAAAAAGGUCAUCCAUUCUACUGACGCGUUACUCAAGGGUCAGCAUUAG